UGGAGCGAGUAUUGGUGGACAUAGUCUCGCUCGACCCUCACACCUCAACAUGGCUCUUACGGUUUACUUCCUCGCUGCCCUUGUGGUCGUCGCAGUCGCUGACAAUAUCCCCUACACCCCUCCACGUCCUUCCUACAACGCUCCCGCUCCUGUUGGUCCUGCCCAGUACAACUUUGACUGGUCAGUGAACGACGGCAACUCUGGCAACGACUAUGGCCACAACGAAGAUCGCAAUGGUUACGACACUCAGGGAUCUUAUUACGUUCAGCUUCCCGACGGUCGUCUGCAGAGGGUUACUUACACCGUGAACGGCGACUCCGGCUAUGUGGCUCAAGUCGAAUAUCAGGGAGAAGCCCAGUACUCAGCCUACCAGCCCUCUCCCAGCUACAGGCCAACCCCUAGCUACGCUUAACCAAAUAUUUUGAUUAUGAAGUUGAAUCUUUUCAUCGACAUUUAUGAAUCUGCAUAACUUAUUAUAUCAAUAAAUAAUUCUAAGAAAA
This is a messenger RNA of Homarus americanus (American lobster), 500 nucleotides long. RefSeq names its product pro-resilin-like. NCBI's taxonomy places the organism in Eukaryota, Metazoa, Arthropoda, Malacostraca, Decapoda, Nephropidae. The record is from RefSeq and is a predicted model, not a curated record. The transcript has 3 exons. Gene Ontology annotation, cellular component: extracellular matrix. The coding region runs from base 50 to 412 and encodes 120 amino acids.